Molecule: messenger RNA, 2709 nt
Organism: Trichoplax adhaerens
Lineage: Eukaryota; Metazoa; Placozoa; Uniplacotomia; Trichoplacea; Trichoplacidae
Exons: 3
Coding region: 1-2709 (902 amino acids)
Molecular function (GO): protein binding
Source: RefSeq, a predicted model, not a curated record
AUGGGCAACAAAGUUCCAAAAGCAAAGAAAAGUUCGAGCAUUGUAGCCUUUCCUUUUGCCCGAUCGAUGGCUGACCAGUCGCAAACAUCGGAUGCAGCGCCUACUGAUGAUGAUGUUUUAGACCUAUUCCUACAUGAAAAUUAUACAAAUGAGUUAUUCGAUAGAGCCAAAAUGAUUUAUAUGGAAAAAUGUAAAAAUCUACAUGAUCCUCAUGCUCAUUACGAGUUAGGAAGAAUUUAUCAUUUGGGUCUCGGAACAACAAAUGAAGACUGCUUAGAAGCAUUCUAUCAUUAUAAAAUUGCUGUCGAUAAUAAUCAUCCAGGUGCUUUAUAUAUGCUAUGCCAACUCUAUGGGACAACUAAUAGCAAUACUAAUAAUCCAUCAACACCAUUUGAGUUAACAUCACCAACAUCACCAGUAUCACCGACAGCAUCAUUUUCAAUGCCUCUAACGCCAUCUCCAACGAUGGCUUCUAUUCCAUCAACACCGCUCCCAACUUGUAGUUAUGUUAAAUUGAUGCCAGAAGAAGAAUUAAUAAAAAUCAAAGUUGAAAAUUAUGUAAAGUCGGCAGCCCAAGAUCAAUAUUAUGCACAAGGUCAUCAAGAAUUAUGGUAUAAUUUUAAACGAUCACGAAUUUGGCGAGAAGCUGUUGAUAAUUUAAAACGUCAUCAUGAAUCACUUAUCGAGGAAUAUGCCAAAAGUCUAUCUACAACAGUUACACGCGUAACUUCCUCGACAAUUACCAAUCCUCCAAAUCAGCAGAACAGUAAUUCUAGUGAUCACAACGAUAAUAGUAGCAAUGGUAACUCUGCAACAACUGCCAACAAUAAUAAUAAUACCAAUGAUAGCGGUAAUGGCAGUCAAGAACCUAAGCAAAAUGAAAAAAAUGAAGAAAUGAGCCAAAUUUACAACGAAUUAGGUUAUCUCCUGGUUAAAAUGAACUGGUCUAAGGACGAUCGAGACUAUCGUAGAGCAAUCAAAUAUUUUAAAAUUGCUGGCGAUUUAGGCAAUCCUGCUGGCUACUAUAAUAUAGCAUGCCGUAUGUAUCAAAACGGUUUAGGUGUACGCAAAAGUCAAAAAAUUAAAAAUUACCUUAUCCGAAAAUCGGCUGAAGGCGGCCAUCCACGAGCGCAAUUAUUAAUUGCUUCACGCUACGAUAAUUACCUUAAUGAGCAUCAACCUGUUCGUAAUAAUAUGACGCGAACAGGUUAUGAUUAUUACUUUGAAUCAUGCCAAACUUAUGCCUAUGCUACAACGCUUUUCUGGCUAGGUUGGUAUUAUUUAAACGGUAAAGGAGGUGUUGAAAAAAGUGUCGAUAAAGCAGUGGAAUGCUUCCAGUUAGCUACGGUUGCAACAGAUUUUGUCGGCUAUAGUAAUGGUAAUAGUUUAGCAUUUCAAGUUUUGGGGUUUUUAAUUAAGCAUGGUAUUGGUUUACCUGCUAAUCUCCACGUUGCUGGCCAUUAUUUUACAACUGCUGCUAAAUUACAAGAUUAUCCAUCCUACAUUGAUUUAGCUAAAUUAAUUGAAAAAAAUGCUCUACCAACCAGUAAUAUCGAUAUUGCAGUUGAUUUUUAUCAACGUGUCCUUCGUGGGCAAGAUGUAAGUGCGGCCACUAUCGCUCAUGCACAAUUUCGCCUAGGGAAAAUUUAUCGCAAUUGUCAAUAUCGACAUCUACAUGAUGAAGAUAAAGCUGAUCGGUAUUUUAAAUUAGCCUACCAAUCAUAUUUAGCUAACAUUGAAAAACACUAUCAAGGGGUACGUGCACGCCAUUUCUAUCAUGUUGGCGUUAUGUACCAUUAUGGCUAUGGUGUUGGUGCUAGUUUACAGACUGCUAUGGCCUAUUAUAAAAAGUCAAUCCUGCGUGGACAAGAAGUUGAAAAUAUUUAUGAUCGCUAUUAUGCUAAUAAAGCCAAGAAAAAAGCUAAAACGUUAACUGUGUCGGACAGUAGUAACGAUAGCGAAGUCCAGCAACAAAUGAGCUUACUAUCCAAAAAAGUCGACCAAUUACUUCACAUAGAGGUAACACGAGAGGAAGCAGCUUCAAUGGCCACCUUUAUGAAGAAUAAUUUCCCGGCACGACUAACUUCUUAUGAAGCUAACGAUAGUUUAUUAUUCCCAACAACGCCAGAUAGUGAACAUCAGCGAUUGGUCGAUGAACUAGAGAAAGAAAUCUUGAAUAAAACAUUACGUCAAAAUCCAGAAAUUAUUACUGAAAAUCACAACGAUACUACCAUUAAUAUGAGUGAAAGUUUGCCACCUAAUGAUAGAAUGGAAGAUUCAAAAUUGGGCCACCGUACCAUUGCGGAUGGUGUCUUUCAUUCUCAUUCCGACUUUGGUGGUGAUCUUUCGCCACAACUGCUAGCAAGGCAAUUAUCAUCAGAAACUUCACAACUUGAACCGUUAACACCAGAACAGCAAAUCGAGCAAUCAGUUGAGGAACAAUUACGACUACAACAGCAACAGUUACAACAGCAAUUACAACAGCAACAAUUACAACUGCAAUUGCAAGAGCAAUUACAGCAGCAACAACAAGAACAAGAGCAACAACAACAGCCGCCAUCACCUCAACAACAACAGGAUACGGCCAAUCCAACAACAGCAACCAACGAUAUGAGCCAUAGUUAUAGUUUUUACGAUGAAUGGAUGACCACAUGGCCAGCAGGGUCUUUACUGAAGCAAUUCUUUCCACGUGGUGUUGUUAAUGAAUAA